AUGGAGGGUGUACUUUUCGCAUUAGGAUUAACUGGGCAAAAAUUACUUGGUGUUCCCAUUAUUGUACAACACACUCAAGCAGAAAAGAAUAGAGUGGGAAAUUCACUGCCUAAUUUAGCACCAAAGACUUGUAAUGGACCAACGAGAUUAUAUGUGGGCUCAUUACAUUUUAAUAUAACUGAAGAUAUGUUACGGGGGAUAUUUGAACCAUUUGGAAAAAUUGAUCACAUACAACUUAUGACUGAUCCAGAUACAGGAAAAAGUAAAGGAUAUGGAUUCCUUACAUUCCACCAUGCGACAGACGCGAAGAAGGCCAUGGAGCAACUAAACGGUUUCGAGCUGGCUGGGCGGCCGAUGAAGGUGGGCAACGUGACAGAGCGCGCGGACGGCGGCUCCAACACGCGCUUCGACGCGGAUGAGCUCGACCGCGCCGGCGUCGACCUCGGCGCCACCGGCCGCUUGCAGCUCAUGUUCAAACUGGCUGAGGGCACCGGCUUGCAGAUUCCUCCAGCAGCAGCAUCUGUACUAAUGGGAGCUGGAUCAACUUUAACAGCUCAACCUCAAGUUGCUCCACCAAUUGCAACACAGUGUUUUAUGCUAAAUAACAUGUUCGACCCAGCCACGGAAUCGAAUCCGAGCUGGGACAUCGAGAUUCGCGAUGACGUCAUCAGCGAAUGCAACAAACACGGCGGCGUUUUGCACGUCUACGUAGAUAAAGCUUCACCCCAAGGGAACGUGUACUGCAAGUGCCCUACGAUAGCUACAGCAGUGGCGUCAGUGAACUCGCUGCACGGCCGCUGGUUCGCGGGGCGCGUGAUCACGGCGGCUUACGUGCCUCUCGUCAACUAUCAUUCCUUAUUCCCCGACGCCAUGACUGCGCUCACACUCCUCUUGCCCACGCGCCAGAGAUAGACCACAAUCACUCGUAUCGGUUUCUCGAUAGAACGAUUCCUCGAUUUAAUAUGAUACCCUGAUUUUAAUAUAAAUAUAGUGUGUUGGCUUAAUUAUUAUAGAAUAAAAUAUUAAUUUUGUCGUUUUUAUUUU
This is a messenger RNA of Zerene cesonia (dogface butterfly), 1044 nucleotides long. RefSeq names its product RNA-binding protein 39-like. The coding region runs from base 1 to 912 and encodes 303 amino acids. Gene Ontology annotation, molecular function: RNA binding. The record is from RefSeq and is a predicted model, not a curated record. NCBI's taxonomy places the organism in Eukaryota, Metazoa, Arthropoda, Insecta, Lepidoptera, Pieridae. The transcript is spliced from 5 exons. Gene Ontology annotation, biological process: mRNA processing. Gene Ontology annotation, cellular component: nucleus.